AUGAGAAUACCCUAAGCAUUUUACGAAAGCAUAGCUAAAAGAUUCAAAAGACUUAAACAAAUUGAUUUAGAAGACUUCAGUUGGAUAGAAACUACAAAUAAACCCUUAAUAGAAAGAAUUUCAGACUUUGCAUAAUGUAAAUAAUUACAAGAUCCUAAAUACAUAUGUAUUAUCAGUGAAACCAUUGAUAAGAUUCUAGAAGCAGGAGUGGCUUUGUUUAAAGAAUAAAAUUAAAAUCCUUGUAUUUAAUUACUUGGAGAAUGUGAUUCAAUUUAAAUUUGGAAUUUAUGUUUAUAGUGUUGUGAUUUAAUUGUGACUUGUAGCAAUCCUAAAAUAGGUAUUCAUUUAAAUUAUAUCGAAAGUUGACAUGAUAUUCAGUCAUGAGCAUCUAUUAACUUUAAUAUUUCACAAUCCAGAUUACAAUUUGUCAAAUACUUAAAAAAUUGUAUAAUGUAUUUAAUUCCUUAUUGAAUCUAUUGGUGCAUCAAAAGCUAGCAAAUUUAAAAGUAUAAUAUAUAAUUAAUUCUCCAGUUGACCUCUUUGAAAGAGUAUUCUUAAGAUUUAUGUAUAUUAAUGCAUUCUUAUAAAAGAGCAUAUACAAUUUAAAUAAUUUAGAACAAUAAGAAUUAUUCUAAUUUUAAUUGGAUCAUUGUAUGUUAAAGUUUAUUCUUCCUUCUGAUGAUAUGAUCAAUUAUUAAAGAUUUUUAGAUAUGAGCAAUUUUCGUAAAAUCUUAAAAAAUCCUCCUCAUUCUCUUGAAAUCUAAUUUGAUUCCACUAAAAAUCCUUAUAAACAAACCCUUCAAAUUUUUGAAGACAAUAUAUUAGAUAAAGAUAGUAUACUUUUUGAUUAAGUCUUCAUAAGAUUAUUAUGUCAUUAUUCAGGGACAGAACUAUUAAUUUAAAAAUUGUUUAUGAACAAUUAUAUAUUCCAUUUCAGAUGUGUCUUUCAAGAAAUUCAAAUUAUCAAUCAUAAACAUAUGUUAGAUAUAACUAAUAGAUUAAUAGAUUAAAAAGAUUUUCUAUUUCUAUUAAUACGAAUGAUAGCUAUUAAUAAAGAUUAAUCAUUAAAUGACGUUUUAGUACAAAGCCUUUAAUUUAUUAAAUCCAAAUAAAUCCAACUCUUUGAACAUAAUAACUUUUUAGAAAAGUUAUAGUUGUUUGAACUCUAAGGAAUACAAGACUUCUUAAUGGAAUGGAAAUAAGAAUUUCAAAUUGCUGAAGGCAGCUCCUAUGAAAAUAAAUUGUCAUUAAGCCCAAAAUUUUAAUAAAUAUUUUUUCAACAAUUAUUAGAUCCCUAAUUUACAUAAGUCUUUAAGAAAUAACCUAAUUAUUAAUAGUGGAAUAACAUUAUUAUUUAAAUCAUUAGGAAAUCAUUUUUGGAUGAUGGAUAAAGUCAACUACCUUUUCACAUUUUAAAUCCUUUAUUGACUUAUUCAGUAAAUCUUAUUAUUGAACUACCAGGAAAUAGUCAGAACUAAUAAUUAGAUUAUACAUUAGAAACACAAAUCGUUUAAGGAUUGCUUGAAAUUCUAAAAUAUUGUUCCAAAACUUAAUAACUCUUACUCUAAAUUAGAGGGUUUCAAUUAUUAAAUCAAUUAGUUACUUAUUAUAAAUAAGAAUUUGAUUAAGUUUAGAUUUAAAAUGCUUAAUCUGAAUUCAUGAUGCCUGUACCUGAAAGAUAUCACAAAUUACUAUCUGAAAUUUGGUCAAACAAGAUAUUAGAAAAUAACUUACAUAAUUCUUAGCUUAACGAAUAAUUAUACAUAUAUUUAAUUACUUUGUUAGCAAUAAAUAUGGGAGAGAACCCAGGAAGAGUGAGAGAAUUUUAUGAAAAUUAAAAUUUAUAAUUUCUCAUUGAAAGAAUUAUGGAACUGUUGAAAAUAUGUUCAAGAGGAUCACAUUUAAUUGUAACAAUAAUAAAUUUAUUGAUUGCUAUAAGUACGAAUGAAUAAGCGAUAUCAUUGGCCUUAUCAUCAAGUAAUGACAAAGAUUAAUAAAGAUAAGAGAAUCUUAUAAAGUAGAUAUUUACAAAAUGUUAUUUACCCUCAAUUGAACUUCUUCAUGAUCCUUCAGUAAGUGAAGAUUUUGCUAAAAAGAUCAUUAUGUUGUAUAGUUAAAGUCUAUAAGCUAAAAAGCAAAUAGAAAAAGUAAUAGAAAACACUUUUGUAUCAAUUUCAUAAUUGGUUGAUUUAAGCAAAGAUAAAAUUGAAGAAAUAGUUAGCAAUCAAGAUAAAUUGCAAUCAUUUUAUGGAUAUUCAAAAAGUCUUUAAGCUUUGUUGUAAUUAUUUAUGUAAUUACAACCUGAAAAGAAAUCAUCAUUGUAUCGUUAAUUUUAAGGAUAUGAAGAACUACAAUUGGAAGAAGCUUAAAGAUAAAAAGAUAUGUUGUUUAAUUCAUUGUUAAAGAAUUAAAAGUUUGUUGAUGCUUUGGAGAAAAUAAUAAUGAGUCCAAUUUUAAUAGGAAGCAAGAAUAAGGACAAAUAUGUGGAACAUUAUGUUGGAAUCUUAUGUAAAAAAGGUAAACUUAAUCCAUUUACUUCUUUAUGGAAAGAAUUAGAUCUAAUAUCGUAGAAUUAUAUGAUUAUUGGGGAUUAGAAAAUAAUUGAUAUAAGUAAGUUAGUUGAUUAUGAUGCUUUAUCAGUACAUAUGAGUUAUAAAUAUUUCUUUAGAAAGAUUAUUAAACACAUUUCACCAUAAACUUAUAGAGGAUUUUAUAUUUUAAGUCGUUUCCAUUUAAUACAUUAUUUAAUAAAGAUUUGUGUUAGUUAAGGAGGGGUAUAAAAUUAAGAUAUUCAUUUAUUGAUUGCUUAACUAUUGCAAAUUUACUUCUUGUCUUCCCAACAUGCUGGAUUUCAUGAAUCUAUUAUGAUGAAUAUGGCAGCCAAAUCUUAGAUAUAAAGAUUUUAAAAUAGUUAUGAUGAAGAUUCUCAAAUGAGAAGAAGAAUUAGUAAAGAUAAUUAAAUACCUCUCUAAGAAUCAUGUGUAGAUUUAAUAAAUAAAUUAUAAUUAUAAGCUACUGUAGAAUAAAAGUAAUUUAUUAUAAAAAAAUAUGGAGAAAUAACAUAAUUAUUCUUUCUCAAUUUUAGAGAAAAAUACUAACAAAUUAAAGAAUCUUAAGGAUUAAAAUUGAUUUCACAUGUUACUUACAUGUAAGACAUUCUUAAGUCUUUCAAGUUUUUUUUAAAUCUAUUUUAAAAUUUAGAAUAACAGAAUUAACCAAUAUAAUUCACAUUUAUUUGUUAUUAAAACAAAUCUUUUUAUUUAGAUUUAAUUGAUAUGAUGAAACAUAUAGAUAAUGUUUAAAAACUACCAUUAAAUAAUAAUAAAGAAUAAGAGGUUGUCAAGAAAAUUCUACCUAGUUUUAUUGAAGCUUUUAAUUUACAUAUAGACAAUAUCAUAAAAUAAUCAAUUUUCAAAAAAAUGCUUUUGGAUAAAAUUCAAUUAUCUGAUUUAUACAUAAUUGAUCCAUAAUAAUUAGAAUAGAUCUUCAAUGAAUUAAUACUUUCUUAAACUCAUUUGCUUAGAGAAAUGAUUGGCUCACUUCUUUGUGGUAAUUGUGAAGGUCCAUUAAAGAAUUUAUUAGAAUAACUUAUUUAAAGAUUAUAUUUAAUUAAAGAUACUUAAAUAUAGGAUUUAAGAAAAUUAGGAGGUUUAGAGUAAAUAGAUUAAGCACCUCAAUAAGAGCACAAUCAAUUACAAUAAGGUAAAGAUACAAAAGAAUAAAAGAAAUCAAUUUUUGAUAAACCAGAAAUUUAGGGAAUUUUAGAUAGAGUUGAAGAAAUGGGGUUUAAUCCAAAAUUAGCUAAGAAAGCUAUCCAAAGAGCGGAGGUUCCUGAAUUAUCUGUUGUUCUUGAUAUGAUAUUUAAUGGAAGAAUAUCAGAUGAUGAAGAAGAUUUGGAAGAUCUAAUUUUUGAAUCAGAAAUUAAAGGUGAAAAUUCAGAAACUUAUCAAAUUAAUUAAUAAAUUUAAACUGAUGCUAAGAAUUUAAUUGAAUAAGAAUAAAAAUAGAAAAUCAUAGCCAUUACUGACAAUGAUUUUUUUUUGAGGAUUUUAAAUUAAAACUUCCCUUUAUUUGAUCCAUAACUAACAUUACAAGAAAGAAUUUAGGUGGUAAUCAAUGAUUUUUAAUAGAAAUUAGAUGAACUCAUUAACUAACUUUUAGAUUAAUAAUUAAAGGGUUAAAAAUCUAAUAGUAAUCUUUUAGAAUAUUUAUUCACUAUUGCUAAAAAAUAAUAACAUAUUUAGAAAAUAUUGGAUUAUAUUUUUGUAANUCUUAAGGAUUAAAAUUGA
Messenger RNA from Paramecium sonneborni, 4289 nucleotides. NCBI's taxonomy places the organism in Eukaryota, Ciliophora, Oligohymenophorea, Peniculida, Parameciidae. The record is from the annotation of a GenBank genome assembly.